Pteronotus mesoamericanus is the source of this 699-nucleotide messenger RNA. RefSeq names its product cytochrome c oxidase assembly factor 6 homolog. The record is from RefSeq and is a predicted model, not a curated record. Gene Ontology annotation, cellular component: respiratory chain complex IV; mitochondrion. The transcript is spliced from 3 exons. NCBI's taxonomy places the organism in Eukaryota, Metazoa, Chordata, Mammalia, Chiroptera, Mormoopidae. Gene Ontology annotation, biological process: mitochondrial ATP synthesis coupled electron transport; respiratory chain complex IV assembly. The coding region runs from base 186 to 425 and encodes 79 amino acids.
ACUACGGCAGGCGGUGAGGCUCCGUGUGAGGCCGGCGAGGACGCCGCUCGAGUUGCUGGUUUGAGCCGCAGGCUCCGGGCGAGGCGACCCUCCGGCGGUGCCCGGACUCGGCGCCGCGGCCCCUUCCUCCGGUUAGUGCCGAAGAGGACCAGCUCUGGGCAGGGGGGGAGCUCGAGCCCGCUGGGAUGGCAGCCCCGUCCAUGAAGGAGAGGCAGGCCUGCUGGGGAGCCCGGGAUGAGUACUGGAAGUGUUUGGACGAGAACGAGGAGGACGCUUCGAAGUGCAAGAAGCUAAGAGGCUCCUUUGAAUCAAGUUGUCCCCAGCAGUGGAUAAAAUAUUUUGAUAAAAGAAGAGACUACUUAAAAUUUAAAGAAAAAUUUGAAGCAGGACAAUUCCAGCCUUCAAAAUCAACUGCAAAGUCAUAAGCUGUUCCUGACCUUUUCAGAGAGGUAGACGCGUUCUCUCUGGACAUUCAAACAUGCCCCAGUUGAUUGCGGGACCAUGGUGGUUUGAACCAUGGCAAACACCAGUGCCACCUACCUCUGCACAGCUGACAACUGAAGCGAUCACAGCGCCGGAGAGCCCGUCGCUCAGACUGUGAAGAAGUGACAUAAAAUACAAUCGUAUGAAAUAAGAUCUGUGUUCGUUUAGUGAGAAGUCAGUAUUUUAAGAAAAAAAUUAAAGCCUAUUAUUUAAAAA